AUGGAGAUAAACUGUGUAUGGAUUACAGAAAAUGAUUGCACAAAAGUUGAAAAUCUUGAAAAAAGAGUUUAUUAUGUUUUUGAAGAAUUUUCAGGCAAUGGAUUUAAUCACCUUAAAAAUCUUGGCUGCAAAUUAUAUGGUCCUACAUGCAUUCUUGUAUGUUCACAAAGAUCUCAACCUCUAUCACAAGUAUCCACUCCAGUUUUCUGCUUUGCAAUGGAGGGAGUUGUGCUGAGUUGCACAAACUUGCAAAAGGAAAGAAGACUAGAAAUAUAUGAAAAAGUAAAAUGGAUGUCAGGCGUGACAAUGGCUGUAGUAGACGAACACAUAACACAUCUGGUGGCUGGUGAGGUCGGCUCCAAGAAAUAUAUCGUAGCAAACACAUUGAAGGCAGCUGUCAUGUUGCCUGAAUGGGUUGAUGAAGUGUGGAAUUCUUCUCAAACCAGAAUUGUUCAUGCUAAUGACAAAGAAUUUGAAAAUAUGAAAUGUCCCAUGUUCAAAGGACUGUCGGUUUGUGUCUCUGGGCUUGAACAUGCUGAAAGGCUGAAAAUAAAAUCCUUGGUGGAGAUGCAUGGUGGCAAGUGUAGUGGCAGCCUAAUGAUUAAGGAAUGCACUCAUUUAAUCAUAAAGGAGCCCAAAGGGCAGAAGUACCAAGCAGCAGUUAAGUGCAACAUAAGAACUGUUAGCCCCCAGUGGCUUGAUGAUUGUUUGACUGCUGGUUAUUGCAUUGAAGAGGACAUGUACCUCAUCCAACCUCAGAUGAAAAGUAACGACGACGAUGAUGGUGAUGGAAGAAGGACUGGUUCAAAAAAUACCUCAACGCCAACCAACCAGAGUCGACUUGCUGAUUGUAAUGUCACAACUUUAGCCAACAUCAGCUCCAUCUCCGUGUCUCAUGUUAAUGAUACAUUCCUUUCAAGUACUACAAAGCAUAAUUCGACGAUUGACAUCAAUAUGGAAUGUAACAAUAGCUACACUACAUCUAAAGAACAGGAUUUGCAAAAUUUUGACAAAAUCUUUUCAUCUAUUUCAUCAAAGAACUUCAAGUGCAAUAAUUUUCUUGAUGGGUGUAAAAUUUAUUUUAGUGGCAUACCGACCAGCUAUAUGGAAAAGAUGAAACUAAUCAGCAACAAAGGAAGUGCUACUAGGUUUGAUGACUUGAAUGACUGUGUUUCACACGUUGUGGUUCAUGAUGUUGACCAUCAUCUUAUCAGGAACUUGAAACAAAUU
Messenger RNA from Helobdella robusta, 1230 nucleotides. RefSeq lists its product as hypothetical. The record is from RefSeq and is a predicted model, not a curated record. The transcript is spliced from 11 exons. NCBI's taxonomy places the organism in Eukaryota, Metazoa, Annelida, Clitellata, Rhynchobdellida, Glossiphoniidae. Gene Ontology annotation, biological process: mitotic G2 DNA damage checkpoint signaling; mitotic DNA replication checkpoint signaling; DNA replication initiation. The annotation marks the transcript as partial.